Caenorhabditis sp. 36 PRJEB53466 is the source of this 929-nucleotide messenger RNA. Lineage: Eukaryota; Metazoa; Nematoda; Chromadorea; Rhabditida; Rhabditidae. The record is from the annotation of a GenBank genome assembly.
AUGCAACGGUGGCUUCUCCCCAUCGCCUUCCUAUUCGCGCUUUCAGCACACGCUUUUGACAUCGGAAACGAUGAAGGUUCGUGCUGGCAAACACGUUUUCUGAGCAUUCCUGUUCUCUUUCAGAGUCUUGCUCGGAAGAAGAAAAAACGGAUAACACGAAGGUGAAAUGUCCGAAGCACUACAAGGGGUUCUACCGUAAUCCCUCGGCGACCAACAAUCAGACCAAACUUUGGUGUCUCCGGGCCGUUAUGACGAACGUCUCCGUGAGCGAAACUGCCGCACAGACGGCGUGCAACGCGGAGGGAUCCGUUCUUUCGACCUUCGCCAGUUAUGAUGAGCAGAAACAUAUCGUUAGUGAGUGAAAGAGAAGUUGGGGGAAAGUACCUUAUGGAUGGAUGCUUCAGGACACGCCUCCAAGUAUUUCCGUCACCACAAUAUCACUCAAGGAUCCAUCUGGGUGGACGGAGUUCGUAUCGAAGAGUGCCGCACUCUGAAUGUAACCAAACAACAGUCGGCUCCGUGCAAUGACAAGACCAAAGUGUUCGACAUCACUGAUCCGAGAACUGAUCCGAAAUACGCGUGGACUCAAUGGUACAGAACUGCGCCGUCGUGGGCCUACUAUCCGUAUCGCACCGAAGAAUACGUCACCUAGUUAGUCGUCCUCCCCCAUCCCAAACUUCUGAAUUCCUUGCAGUCCUACCGUCGAUUCGGUCACUGCCGACUGCGUCCAACUGUGGAUUUACCCACGCAACAGCGACCGCAACGGACAACUGCACGCCAUCCAGUGAGUUCUCCGUUGGCUACGUGCGAUCGAUCACUUCUCCACUUUCAGCUGCGACAUGGCCGUGCCUCCGUACGACUUCGAGAAGGCGUUGUCCACAAACUACGGAUACGUGUGCGGAAGACCGCCAGUCCUGAGUUUCUAUUAA